Molecule: messenger RNA, 3231 nt
Organism: Cryptomeria japonica (Japanese cedar)
Lineage: Eukaryota; Viridiplantae; Streptophyta; Pinopsida; Cupressales; Cupressaceae
Product: disease resistance protein RPV1
Exons: 7
Coding region: 43-3060 (1005 amino acids)
Biological process (GO): defense response to fungus
Molecular function (GO): ADP binding
Source: RefSeq, a predicted model, not a curated record
AACUCGGGACAAAUCAUCUCAUCUCGCUUGCAUUUACCUACCAUGGGCUGCUGUGCGUCCAAGAAACCAAAGACGGCGGCGGAGUCUCCUCCUCAUCCUCCUCAUCCGCCUCCGUCCGUUCACCAGCCACUGCCUCAGCCGCAGCCGCCACCAGCUCAGACGCAGUCUCCCACUGUAGAAAAUUGUAUCAAUCUCUUUCAAUCCAUCAAAAAGGAUGCCAACAUUGAUUAUUUGAUUGAUCUCAUCGACGAGAAGUUGCAGUCUCUUAUAAACAGGUCAAGCACUUCUUCAGAACCUGUUUCCGGUGCACUGAAGGGUAGGGAGAAUUCAGUAUGGAGUUCCCUUAUCCAGAGUGGGUCUACAUUCGUUGAAGUUUUGAAUAAGAAUAUUCAGCUGGAGAAGGGAGACGAAGUAAGGAGACAAGAUGUAGCACGAAUAUUGGAUUAUGUGGGGAGGGUGCAUUGGGUAGUAGGAGGGCUAUCCAUUAUAGCUUUUCUGUUAGAAGAGAUUCGUCAGGUCUUAGAAAACCAGAAUGAAUGCAUAGAUCUCUUGAGUCAAAUGGUUAAACUUGCUGGGCAUAUAAAACUGUUGAAUUAUGAUAAGCCAGAAGAAGAAAAGAUAUUGAGAGAGGCAAUUAUAAUGAUUGUUGAAGGAUCUAUGAUGUGCGCUUCUCAAUUGAAAUCUAGAAAUUUUUUCAGUUAUUUAAAGGCUUCUGUGGACUUCAUAACCUUGAUAGCUUUACAAUCCAAAAUAAAUCAGCUCCAUCUAAUUGGAGUAAAAUCUGAGCAGCCUGUUGUCUUCCCUCCAGGGAAGCUCAUUUAUCCAGAUUAUGCAGUUGGCAUCCAAAAGAAGAAGGAACAAGUAAUAAAGUUGCUCGACAUGGAAACAGACAAAAACUCCUCGUUUGCUCUAGUUAUUCAUGGAUUUGGGGGCAUAGGAAAGACCACUCUCGCUACUGCAGUUAUUGCAGGCUUAGAUCUCACAGAUUACAAUUACUGGGGAGUUGAAAUCCAACAAAACCGCUCCAGGAAUGAUAUAAAGUCUAUGCAAGAGCAAAUAUUGAAAGAUGUCUUCCCAGCAUAUACUUAUGACAGGAACGCAACAUUGAGAAACAGUGCAGAGGGUCGGGAUCAUCUCACCAGUGCUUUCCAAGCACAUGGAAAUAAGCCAGUAUUUCUCUUUAUUGAUAACGCUCUACGGACAGAAGAAUUAGAAGAGCUUUUCCCAAAGCGGUUAGGAAGCCUUCCAAAUGGGAGCAGAAUGGUGCUCACAACUCCAAAUUUGGCUGUGACAGGAAUGCUCAAAGAGGCCGGGCUUGCAUGUCGUGAGCAUCUUGUGGGUACACUCCCGGACCAAGAGGCAACCAAAAUUUUGCUGAGAGAUUACAGUGCUGAUGGUACCAGACAUAAGGAUAACGUGCUGAAAGCCCUUAAGAUUUGUGCUGGGAUUCCGUUAGCCUUAGAAAUUGUUGGUGCUCAUUUGCGUAAGCAUAACUACACGGGAGAAAGAUGUACGCAAAUGUUUGAAGCUUUGGAGAGAGCAAAUAAAGAGACUCUGAGCCAACGCGCAGCGACUUUCGUGUGUAAUGAGCUGGAGCCUUCUACGCAGGAAGCGUUUUUUGAUAUUUGCUGCUUCUUUUUCAACUGGAGUCGCCGCGAUGUAGAGUAUAUCGUUGGAGCAGAGGAAAUCACACAUCUGGAAAAGGCGGCUUUCUUCAAGACUUCCAACAAGGGCAAGGUGAUCGUUCAUGAUACAAUCCAUGCAGAAGGGCUGAGUAUUUCUGAAUCAAGUAGAAUUAUGGAUAUGAAAUCUUGGCUCGAAGUUGCGGAUAACGAUCAGAGGUUCGGUCAAAUUAAAGGAGUCUGGCUUAGCGGGGAGGAUUCUGAAUCUGGGUAUGAACUUGAUGAGAAGCACAUUGUCUCGAUGAGAAGAUUGUUGAGAGUUCUGGCCUUGGGGAACAAGGAAAAGGUAACACGAUCAGGCCAAAAGAUACCAAAAUUUAAAGAAUUGAGAUUUCUCUCUCUAGGCGGCGAGAUUUCUGCUUUAUGGCCUCCGAAUUUGGAGUCACUUGAGGAAUUGGCUGUGCUCCAUGGCCCUGUCUUUAAGGACGUUGUGACUUUGUAUCAGUUACCCAAGAAGCUACGGGUGAUGAAAGCCACAGCACAAUCUCACGAAUCUAGCAAUUCUCAGAAGCCCAACGUCAUCCUAGAUUCCUCUUUGGAGGAAUUGGAUUUAAAAGAAUUGAGAACUCUCCAGAGAUUGCCCGAACGGCUUGAUCAUUUAGUGGUCCUCAAAAUUUUGAUAUUAGAUGAAUGGGAUAAAAUGCAGGAGCUGUCUGAGCAGGUAUGCGAACUCCAUUCAUUAUGUAAAUUGAGCAUCCGUGGUGGCAAUUCUUUGAAGAAUCUGCCGAAAUCGUUCGGGCAAUUAAGUUGUUUAGAAGAGUUGAUCUUAGCAAGUUGCAAGCAACUGGAAGGAUUACCCUCAACUUUUGGAGACCUGAGUUCUCUGAAACAUUUGAAUCUAGCAGAAUGUGUUAGUUUAAAAGAACUUCCAUCAAGCUUUGGGAAAUUAAGCUCUCUGGACGUUUUGAAUCUAGAAAAAUGUUCGAAAUUGAAUGCAUUGCCUUCUGGCUUUGAGAAACUAAGUCAGUUAAAGAAGUUGAGCCUGCAGUCAGAUGAGCUUAAAGAACUGCCUUCUAGCUUUGGGAAGCUUACAUCUUUAGAAGAACUGAAGUGCAAUUGUGCGGAACUGAAGGAAUUACCUGUUACCUUCGGGCAUCUUAUUUCCUUAACACAUUUAGAUUUAAGUUGUUGCAUGAAAUUGAAAACCUUGCCCUCCAACAUAGGGGAACUCAGCUCGCUGAAAUAUUUCAAUUUGUUCUCUUGCUUUAGGUUAGAAGAUCUGCCUUCCAAGAUUGGGGAACUUCCACGUUUAACACAAUUAGAUUUACGACAAUGCAACAGUUUGAGAAAAUGUCCCGAAUUUUCUGGUCUGAGACGCAGACAUCAGUCCAUUUGGCUUCCGGACCACCUAAGGGAACAGCGAGUCCUUGUCUUCUAAUUAGAGGUCUCAAAUGAUCGAGUCUUUCAAGCACUGAUAUUGUCUUUAUCUCUGUCUGUAUGGCAGAUAUAUGUGCGUAUUAAUGAUGCUUGUUUGUGCUAUUAUGAUAAGCUUUGUAAUGGUUGUUUAUUUAAUGGAGCAAUCUUGAACAUUAUCGUAAAAUAUAUUUUC